This is a messenger RNA of Andrographis paniculata, 605 nucleotides long. RefSeq names its product eukaryotic translation initiation factor 1A. NCBI's taxonomy places the organism in Eukaryota, Viridiplantae, Streptophyta, Magnoliopsida, Lamiales, Acanthaceae. The transcript has 2 exons. Gene Ontology annotation, cellular component: cytoplasm. Gene Ontology annotation, biological process: translational initiation. The record is from RefSeq and is a predicted model, not a curated record. The coding region runs from base 21 to 455 and encodes 144 amino acids. Gene Ontology annotation, molecular function: RNA binding; translation initiation factor activity.
UCUAGGGCUUUGUUGCAGCCAUGCCGAAGAACAAGGGAAAGGGAGGGAAGAAUCGCAAGAGAGGAAAGAACGAGGCCGACGAUGAGAAGCGAGAGCUCGUCUUCAAGGAGGACGGGCAGGAGUACGCGCAGGUCUUGCGCAUGCUCGGAAACGGCAGAUGCGAGGCCAUGUGCAUCGAUGGCGUUAAGCGCCUGUGCCAUAUCCGUGGCAAGAUGCACAAGAAGGUCUGGAUCGCCGCCGGUGAUAUUAUCCUUGUCGGACUCCGCGAUUAUCAGGAUGACAAGGCUGAUGUUAUCUUGAAAUACAUGCCUGAUGAAGCAAGGCUUCUGAAAGCUUAUGGUGAGUUGCCGGAGAACACUAGGCUUAAUGAGGGCAUUGCAGGUGGACUUGAUGAGGAAGAUGAUGGCCCUGGCGACGAUUACAUUGAAUUUGAGGACGAGAUUGACAAACUCUAAGAGAAUUUUACUCAAGUCUUUUGCUGCCUUUCGACGUUUAUAAAUUGAAAAAAUGUGUUAUUAUUACAUGUAAUAUUAUUACACUACUACGAUGGAGAAUGUUUGAAUAUGGCAAUAUUACAUUUGAAGUUGCAAUGUGUUUUCUGUUCA